This is a messenger RNA of Sander lucioperca (pikeperch), 8231 nucleotides long. It is a transcript of the gene ptprt, whose product is annotated as protein tyrosine phosphatase receptor type T. The record is from RefSeq and is a predicted model, not a curated record. Gene Ontology annotation, biological process: protein dephosphorylation. Gene Ontology annotation, cellular component: membrane. Lineage: Eukaryota; Metazoa; Chordata; Actinopteri; Perciformes; Percidae. The transcript has 37 exons. Bases 291 to 4823 code for a protein of 1510 amino acids. Gene Ontology annotation, molecular function: protein tyrosine phosphatase activity; protein binding.
ACACACACACACACACACACUCUGUGGCAAACACACGCGCCCUGAAGCGCACACACAGACUCGCUCUGCCGGACCCGGGAGGAGAGAGCUCCUGUUUAUUCGCCUCCAACUUCUGUCUUCGCUUGUGACUUGUGUCUCUCUGUCUCUUCUUCUCCACCAAUGCGAGGAUUGUAUGACUGUUGUCACUGUUAUUAUUCCGAACUAAGGAGAAGCAGUGUAAGGACCAUCCGGGAUGUAAAAUAACCCGCACGACUGAGCAAAACAAGAAGAAAAAGAAAGGGGGGGGGAAAAUGGAUAAACGGAGUUAUUCUCUCGGUUUGUCUACAGCUUUCCUCUACUUUGUACUUUUGGGAUUUACUGCUGGACAAUUCUUUCCAGGUGGCUGUACAUUUGAGGAGUCGUACAGCAGCUGUGGGUACAGCGUUUCUCUCGGAACCAAUGGAUUUACCUGGGAACAAGUCAACUCCUGGGAAAAACCCACCAUGGACCCUGCUCUGCCUACUGGUUCGUUCAUGGUGGUGAACGCGUCGGGCCGGGCGUCGGGGCAGAAGGCUCACCUUUACAUGCCCACCCUGAAGGAGAAUGACACCCACUGCAUCGACUUCCUGUACUCCCUGUCCAGCCGGGACGGAGCCAGCCCUGGCACGCUCAACGUCUACAUCAAGGUGAAUGGAGGCGCUCAGGGUAACCCAGUAUGGAACGCCUCUGAUACUGUUACUGAAGGCUGGGUGAAGGCUGAGCUGGCCAUUUCUACAUUCUGGCCGAACUCCUAUCAGGUAAUAUUUGAAGCGGUUUCAGUUCAAGGCCAUCCAGGUUUCAUCGCCAUCGACGACAUACGAGUUCUGGCUCACCCCUGCCGUAAAGCGCCUCACUUCCUGCGUCUGCAGAAUGUGGAGGUGAACGUGGGUCAGAAUGCUACGUUCCAGUGUACUGCCGGAGGGAAAUGGUCUCAGCACGAUAAACUCUGGCUACAGCAGUGGAACGGUAAGGACACGGCAUUGAUGGUGACCAGGGUGGUGAACCACCGACGUUUCUCCGCAACCGUCAGCGUUGGCGACACAUCGCAACGCAGCACCAGUCGCUACCGCUGUGUCAUCCGAUCCGACGGCGGGUCAGGGGUAUCCAACUACGCCGACCUCAUCGUUAAAGCUCCACCCACCCCAAUCGCUCCGCCUGAGCUUCUCACCGUCGGCGCCACUUACCUUUGGAUCAAACCCAACGCCAACAGCAUCAUCGGUGACGGGCCCAUUAUCCUGAAGGAGGUGGAGUACCGGACCACUCUGGGUAACUGGGUGGAGACCCACGUGGUGGACUCCCCAACCUAUAAACUCUGGCACCUGGACCCAGAUGUGGAGUACGAGAUCAAGGUCCUGCUGUCCAGACCUGGGGAGGGAGGAACGGGGCCGCCAGGGCCGCCGCUCAUCACCAGGACAAAAUGUGCAGAUCCAGUCCAAGGGCCCCAAAAUGUCAAUGUGGUGGAUGUCAGAGCCCGUCAGCUGACUAUACAGUGGGAGACGUUUGGGUAUGCUGUGACACGCUGCCACAGCUACAAUCUGACGGUGCAGUACCAGUAUGUGUUUAACCAGCAGGAGUUUGCAGCGGAGGAGUUGAUCCAGACCUCGUCACAUUACACCCUGAGGGGGCUGAGGCCCUUUGUCACUGUCAGACUGCGGCUGGUCCUGGCCAACCCCGAGGGCAGCAAAGAGAGCGAGGAGAUAGUCAAACAGACAGAGGAGGAUGUGCCUGGCUCAGUGCCAACGGAGUCUCUGCAGAAUACGCCCUAUGAAGAGAAGAUCUUCAUGCAGUGGAAAGCUCCAAACGAGACCAACGGGGCCAUCACACUGUACGAGAUCACCUACAAGGCCCUGAGCUCAUUGGACCCGAGCGCUGAUCUGACAACCCAGAGGGGACGGGUGUUCAAGCUGAGGAAUGAGACCCAUCACCUUUUCGUAGGUCUGUACCCAGGGACCACCUACUUCUUCACCCUCAAAGCCUCCACCAACAAGGGCUUCGGCCCACCCGUCACCACCCGCAUCACCACCAAGAUAGCAGCUCCCAUGAUGCCAGAGUAUGAGUCUGAGGCUCCGCUGAACGAGACAGAGACUACCAUCACUAUCCUGCUAAAGCCCGCCCAGUCCCGUGGCGCCCCUAUCAGCUCCUACCAGCUCGUUGUGAAGGAGGAGCGCAAGUCCAAGACCCGCCGCGCUGCCUCUGAAGCCCCCGAGUGUUUCUCCGCCCCCAUCAGCUUCCGCAAUGCCUCCGCCUUGGACUCCCCCUACUACAUCGCUGCUGAACUGCCGCCUUCCAGCCUCACGAUUGUACAACCGUUCACGGUGGGAGACAACAAGAGCUACGGAGGUUUCUGGAAUCGUCCUCUGUCACCGGCCAAGAGCUACAGCAUCUACUACCAGGCCAUGAGCAGAGCCAACGGGGAAACCAAAAUCAACUGUGUCCGCCUGGCUAACAAAGUGGUAAUAGGUAGGGGACAAAUAACAACGCCGUACAUUCUAGUCAUCCCAAGCGAAGGCGCGUCUACCCAGGACUCGGAUGCAAUGGAGCCAGAGAAGCAGGUGGACAGCACAGUGAAAAUGGCCGGAGUGAUCGCAGGGAUCCUGAUGUUCAUCAUCAUCCUCCUCGGCGUCGUCCUCACCUUCAAACGCAGAGAGAUACACACAUGGAGAACUCUAAGCGUGGGGAAGUUGGCAAAGAAGCAGAAGGAGACCGCCAGCAGCUCCACCCAGCAGAGGGAGAUGGGUCCGGUCACCACGGCUGAUAAGAGCACCACUAAAGUCAGCACCCUGCACAAAGAUGACCCCUUUUCCACGUCCAACCAGGACCUCAAUGGAUUCACCUCCCCCUCUCCCUGCUCCUUCUCCGUGCAGGGAAGCAAGACGCUGCAGAGCAAAUCCCUGCUGAAUUCCUACUACUCAGUGUCUAAAGAGCCAGUUCCAGCCACAACUUCUAUAGACAGUAGCCAGCCGUCACUCGCCCAGCCCUCUCUGACCCUGCAGAGUUUUCCCUAUGGAGGCUGUGAGUCCGUGGAGCUCUCCUACCAGAGUGGUCAGUUCCAGGCAGGCCAGUUUCAGCCAGCUAUUCGAGUAGCAGACCUCCUCCAACACAUCACCCAGAUGAAAUGUGGACAGGGCUAUGGUUUCAAAGAGGAAUAUGAGGCCCUGGCAGAGGGACAGACGGCGCCCUGGGAAACGGCCAAAAAGGACGAGAACCGCAACAAGAAUCGCUACGGCAACAUCAUCGCUUACCCCACAGACGAUCACACCAGAGUCCGACUGCAGCUGCUGGACGGAGACCCCCACUCUGACUAUAUCAACGCCAAUUACAUUGAUGGGUACCAUAGACCCAGACAUUACAUCGCCACACAAGGACCCAUGCAAGAGACAGUGAGGGAUUUCUGGAGGAUGGUCUGGCAGGAAAACUCGGCCUCUAUCGUCAUGGUUACCAACCUGGUGGAGGUGGGCAGGGUGAAGUGUGUGCGUUACUGGCCGGAUGAGACCGAGGUUUACGGAGACAUCAAGGUGACGCUGAUAGAAACUGAACCCCUGGCUGAAUACGUCAUACGGACAUUCACCGUCCAAAAGAAGGGUCAUCAUGAGAUCCGUGAACUGCGUCAGUUCCAUUUCACCAGCUGGCCCGACCAUGGCGUUCCCUGUUACGCCACCGGACUGCUUGGCUUCAUACGACAGGUCAAGUUCCUCAACCCACCUGAUGCCGGGCCUAUCGUGGCACAUUGCAGUGCCGGUGCAGGGAGGACGGGCUGUUUCAUUGCUGUGGACAUCAUGUUGGACAUGGCAGAGAACGAAGGCGUGGUGGACAUUUUCAACUGCAUCCGAGAACUGAGAUCACAACGAGUCAACAUGGUCCAGACAGAGGAGCAGUACGUGUUUGUUCACGAUGCCAUCUUGGAGGCGUGUCUAUGUGGGAAUACAGCCAUACCAGUGUGUGAGUUCAGAGCCAUUUACUACAACAUCAGCAGACUGGACCCCCAGACCAACUCCAGCCAGAUUAAAGACGAGUUCCAGACUCUGAACAUAGUGACCCCUAGAGUCCGUCCAGAGGACUGCAGUGUCGGUUUGCUACCCAGGAACCACGACAAGAACCGCAGUAUGGACGUCCUGUCAGCGGACCGAUGCCUGCCUUUCCUCAUAUCUGUGGACGGAGAGAGCUCCAAUUACAUCAAUGCCGCAUUAAUGGACAGCCACAAACAGCCAGCGGCCUUCAUUGUUACCCAGCAUCCUUUGCCAAACACCAUGGGCGACUUCUGGAGGCUGGUGUUCGACUACAACUGCUCCUCCAUAGUAAUGCUCAAUGAGAUGGACGCAGCGCAGUUGUGUAUGCAGUACUGGCCAGAGAAGAGCUCGUGUUGCUACGGUCCCAUUCAAGUCGAAUUCAUAUCGGCAGAUAUCGAUGAAGACAUCAUCAACCGAAUCUUCAGGAUCUGCAACAUGGCCAGGCCACAGGACGGUUACCGCCUGGUGCAGCACUUCCAGUUCAUCGGCUGGCCGGCCUACAGGGACACGCCUCUCUCUAAACGCUCUAUCCUCCAAUUGGUCAGGAGGUUGGCCAAGUGGCAGGAGCAGUAUGACGGAGGAGAUGGGAGGACUGUGGUACAUUGCCUUACCGGCGGAGGGCGUUCUGGAACGUUCUGCGCCAUCUGCAGCAUCAACGAGAUGAUCCAGCAGCAGAACAUCGUCGAUGUUUUCCACACCGUCAAAACGCUGAGAAACAACAAGACUAACAUGGUGGAGACUAUGGAACAGUAUAAGUUCUGCUAUGAAGUGGCUCUGGAGGCGCUCAGCUCCUUCUGAUUGGCUGUGGGCUGAAAAUUUGCUUUUUCUGAUUCCCCGUUGACGCUGCCUGGCAUUCUCAACAUAACGCUGGGAUACACAAAGUGCAAAACUGCUUUGUGUUGACCCAAACCCAACCUGUGAGCAUGUGUGCCUGUGUGCGUGAGUGUGUGUUUGAGAGUGUGCGCAUGUGCUUCUAUGUCAAUAAGAGAAGGCAUGCUUGCAUAUUUGAGUGUACGUGUGUGUAUCAAUGUGUGUGCCUAGGACAACACACACACACACACACACACACACACACACACACACACACAACCUGUACAGAAGAGUAAAAAAGGGACAAACAUACACACCGGUGAUCUUCAUGUGUGUGUUCGCUUCAGCGAGACUGUGAACUUUACAUGCUUGUACAAAGAAAAAAAGAAAAAAAAGACGUGUUGAAAAAAAAAAAUAUUCAGAUGUUUAAAAAAAAGCGCCACUUUUUCCUUCUCUAUCUCUCUGUCCUCUCUGCUGGGCUGUGAUGUGACUAUUGUACAGUAUUUCCUUUUUAGAUAUAUUCUACGCCUUGAAUGUUGUCUCCCUGUGGAGGCUGGAUGCACACUGGAAGAUUUUUCACAUUUAGCUGAAGUCCAAGUGAUGCCUCGACUCUGCAUUUUGGACUCCAAUAUUUUCUCCCAGAGUAUUUCUAGAAAGUAAACAAGCGUGUUUGGCUGACUUUAGCUAAUAUGUUGUUGAUGUUGCUGUCGAGGAUUCAGUUAGCUGGAUCAAAGCGAAAAACCAACACUUACUGAUAUUUCUGGCAUUUUCCUUUGAAAUCACAAGCUGAUACAUUUCCUUGUGGCUGGGGCUUCUUGAUUGCCUCAAUGUUAAAUGCUAAUUAUACUUGUAAUGGGUUACAAAUGGUUCAUUUCCAUCAAAGGAUUAUGACUUUCUUUUGACAUUUUGGCUUUACUAGGAAAAAAAUCUUACUAGCUAGUGCAUGCUGAAGAGUAACAGCAUUUAACAGACAAAAGAAAAGAAAAAUCAUGCCUUGCCCUUAAGACCAAAUGUUGUUGUUGUUGUUGUUGUUGUUGUUGUUAUCUCUGCUUCAGGUUUUUUCAUUGGGGCUGUAAGACAAAAAAAAAAGGUUUUUGGAUGGCAUCAUGCCAGUUCUCUUAAAAUCUUAAAGUGUGCAUCCAACCUCACUGUAAAUAAGAUAAGACAACCACAGUCAAACAAAGAAACAGACAAACAUCAUGCACCAGACACAUUACAAAUAAAGGUUAUCAUUUCAAAACACUGUUGCUCUUAAAAACUGUCAGUGUCAUUUACAUCGACUUGGUAUUAUAGUUCGGAACAAAGUCUUAUGUUGCUUACUACAAACUGUCUAUUGACACAUGUCCAAAAAAUAAAGAUAUAUAUUUUUGCAUGUUGCACAUUGCACACAGCUGCCACCCACAUCCAGAGUGACUUAAUGAGGAAGCAGAUUGCAAUCAAGUGUUAUCCUUAAGAAGACUUUUCGAAUAAACAUGCCUGUUUCGAUUGAUGGGUACAGGACACUUGUACACACAACCAGGUCAAACCUGCAUCUCGUACUCACAAACAUACUUGCUGAAAAUGAAAAAUAUCCAUACGGCCAUUCCAGACUAAACAAAAUGUAACUUACUCUACCUUUUUUUUGUCCAGUUGGUUUAUGUGGUUUUGUAUACUUUCUGUGACUUCAAACUCCUGAAAGGACAAUGAACAAACUGGGACAGAUUAUUUACUAAAAUAAUGACUCGCCCAUCCAUGUUUACCUUUGUCCCUCCUCAACUGUAGGCAAAAGCAAUCAAUAUGUUUUCAGUACAGUGUAGCUUGUAGUUUUAUAAAGUUAGAGCUGCAUUUUGUUGGUUUUUGAUGAUUUGGACUUUAUCUGGGCUGUGAAAAUUGCGUAUUUUUCAUUUAUUUUCACUCAUACCAAUUGUUUUUGCACCUUCUCUUAAUGUGUGGGUAUCUUUAAAUAAAUAAAAUAUAUAUUUAAAUAAAUAAAAUAUUUCACUAAUGCAGCUUAGUUGAGCAGCAUCAACAUGGAAGAAAGGAAAACGUAACAUUUUUUCCAAUAUAUAAUGGUAUCAGACAGGCAUUAAUAUCUACAAUAAGAUCAUUCAAAUGAAUUCAGAAAUGAGUUGCAAGUCAGAAUUUGACAUAAAUGAUUGCAGUGUAAACUUUACCCACUGACAGUAAUUAAAAAGAUGGACUCAUUAGGUUUCCUUGAUUAAUAAGCCAUGCUAUAUUUCAUGUAAUACAUUCUGGAUACAUUUCAGUGAAAAAGAAGCCUAGGGAUCUAGGCUCUUGCCUACCAUCUAUCAUUAAAAUGACAACACAAAGACAAAGAGACAGGUCGUAUUUGUUUUUCCUCUACAAACAAAGUCUCACAUUUGCUUCUCACUUAACCCAUUGAGGUGUGCAAAUUUAAAAAUCUCUAUUAAAAAUAGAUAAUGAUUUCAGUUGAUGAUUGACCCCAGGGUGAAAGAUGGUCAACAUGGCUGACAUGUGUUGGAGAGUGGGAGUUAAUGAGAAUUAUACAGGAUGUGACACUGACUUCAUUUUCCCAGUUUCUCCUCAUCUGAUCAUGACUUUUGACAUUUUUCUUCCUCUGUUUUUCAUCUAAUGAUGCAAAACAACAAGCUAUGUUUUAAAGACACAAUCCCUGUUUUUGUUUUAGCACCCUCUGAACUCUGCGGAGUCAAAAGAACCGUGAUAAUAUUUGUUGGUACUUCGGGGGACUAAGGCAUAGUCACCGUAUAGUCUGACGUAUAAAGUAUGGCCGACACCAGAUUAAGGCUUCAUUUUCAAAAAAACAUGGAUCUGUUUGAGAAGAAUCAUUGAAACUAAUGACCAAAGCAAUUUUGUGAAUCAAUAUCAAAAAACCCAUUGGUAACCCAUAAUGUGAUUUAUGUUAGCCAUCAAUUCAUACCAGUUUGGAAUGAAACUCCACAUUUCACAAAGCUUAAGGUCUCUGGUGAACAUUUGUUUAGUUAGUAAAGUUUGCUCUUAGGUCUCUUGGCCAGAACCGGCUUGUGGCAAAAUGUUGUGGCAAACUGUUCAGUCUGCGCUUAUGUUUUAUUUUGUUGCUGGGGUCCAGUCAGGCUCAUUAAUGGACCUAUUAAGACAAAGACUGUAAGAGUGUUGUAUUGAAGACAAUGUGAAAGCCAGAAAUAUUUAGCAUUAUUGUUUCCACUAAGGCUUUAUUUUUAUUGGCUUGGUUCAUGGCCGUUCAUCUGUAUUAUAUUUUGUUUGUUUACUUUGGGGAUUUUUUUUCUGUCCUGAAUUUGUACAUUUCUUUUGUAUAAUUAUUAUUCUGAUGAUUAUUUGUCUAGCAAAGUGUUGUUUAGAUCUGGUGAUGCCAUUGCCAUUGGUUGUUUAGUUGUUUGAAAUGUGGUUAACAUGAAAUAAAGGGACCAAAAUGUUGAA